Molecule: messenger RNA, 2580 nt
Organism: Acytostelium subglobosum LB1
Lineage: Eukaryota; Evosea; Eumycetozoa; Acytosteliales; Acytosteliaceae
Exons: 1
Coding region: 1-2580 (859 amino acids)
Molecular function (GO): zinc ion binding; protein binding
Source: RefSeq, a predicted model, not a curated record
AUGGAUACAUUGGUUAGAUGCCCAAAGUGUCUAAAUAUAUAUAAACAACCAAAGACAUUGGAUUGUGGACAUAUUCUAUGUUUAUCAUGUUUAACGGAUCAAUUCCAUCCAGAGAGUUCACCAUACAUCAGUUGUCCAAUAUGUAUCAAACAAACAUUGGUACUGAAUUCAAGUGUUGCAAAUCUACCCUCGAUCCCUGCCAUUGAGGAGCUGCUCAACUACUACCCCGACAGCUUUGGAAGCACCCAUCUACAUGGCCACAAUGCCAACAGUUCUGGUGUGAUGCUCUCGCCACGUUAUGAGCGUUUGAUCACAUCACCCUUGCCAGAUAUAUGUGCCGCCGUCAAUUUAGGUGGUGAUCAAAAGCCUCGUGAUACACCUUCCACUCUAUUAUCCGAUGAUAUGGCCAAGUGUCCAAUGCACCAUGAACGUUACAAGUUGUUCUGUACCAACAAGGAGUGUGAUCGUCUCAUCUGUGCCGAGUGUAUAAUCGAUCAUAGUGGCCAUCACUUCUCAAAGAUUGCCCGCGAGACUGACCGACGUCUCACAGACAUUGAGAACCUGGUGAUCUCCAUGUCCAACGUUCCAAUGAAGUUGCUCAAGCACAAGCAGUUGAUCGAGAAGCAUAUCACUGAUGGCACAAAGAUGUACACCGAUACAAAGGAGAAGAUUGCCUCUGAUAUUGAUAUGAUGGUCAAGGCCCUGUUGGAUCGCAAGGCCAAUCUGGAGACCCAGAUCGAUAAGGAUUGGACUGAACAGAGGCAACAACUCAACGAUACAUUACAAACCAUCUCUGUAAAUAUUGGAUUGAUCAAAGAGACGAACCAGGUCACUCAACAGCUGAUGGCAGAGAGGAUAAUAUCGGAGAAGUCAAUAUUGGUUAAUUUCAGUCUGUCAUGUGAUGACUCUGUUAGUACGGGCAGCAUGGGACAGUUUAGCAAUGGAUCAGAGAGUACAUCGAGCAGUGCAACACAUAUGGAUGAGAACUUUAAUAAGUUAUCAUUGUCAUUGUUGACCAAGUACGGUGACCUGAGGAGAAUGGAGGAGUUGUCAAAUAACAUUAUGAACCAGGUCAUCACAAACAUUGAGUGGAAGUGGGAUGCAGAGUUCCAGUAUCCACAUCUGUAUCAAUCAGCCAGUGGCACCAGCAGCAGCGGCAGGAAGGACAGACAUUCCAGUCCAAAUGGUGCAUCCAAGAAGACCAAGCAUUCACCUCCACAUUCAGUUGCCUCUUCAUCUUCGGGUCAUCAUCCAGUAUCCACCACAGCACCACAAUCAUUGGAUGACAGUCGCAAGUCAAUGCCCAGAUUACAGACAGAAUCCUUAAGAAGUAGUGGUGAACCUGGAUCAUCCAGUACUAGUACCGCUGAGCCUAUCAUCACCAAGGUACCAUCAUCAACAUCUGUGGUGUCUGUCAUGUCCAGUGCUUCAGCAAUGAUAAUCAACAACAAGUCCAACAAUCAUACUGCAACCACAGCACCCCUUCUAUCAUCAUCAACACAAGAACUAUCAGAAAGCAAACAAACACCAGCAUCAACUACACCAAUGGUACCUACACCAUCUGGCCCACCAACGUCAAUGGGUCCACUUCAUCCAAAGAAGAACCCUGUGUUUGGAAAGUUGAUGACCAGAAAGGACUCAAUGAUCAACUAUCGACUUCAAUACCUAUACUCGAUUGGUGGAGAGCACAGCGAUGGCACUGUAGAGGUGUUCAACAUCCAGACCAACAAGUGGAAGUACGUAGCACCUAUGCCAAGGUCAUUGUCAGAGUUUGCCGCCAUCUACGACAACAUCAAUGCCAUCUAUUGUUUUGGUGGCCGAGAGACACCAGACUCAAUCACCAAGUUUGACAUUGAGAAGAACAAAUGGGAGGUGUUGGACAUCAAGCUGGAGACACCUCGCUCAGGUCAUUGUGCAAUCUUUGACGGACGUCGCUACGUCUAUCUGAUUGGAGGCAGUGGACCAGUGGCUGGCAAGUCGCUGGAGCGCUUCGAUCUGUUCACCAAGUCAGUUACCAAGCUCAGUGGCAUGACCUACGGUCGACGACAUUUCCACACUUUCUACAACGGUGACAAGUGUUUGUAUGCAGUGGAUGGCUAUGCAAACAAGGAGAAGAAGUCAUCGAUAGAGAUGUACGACAUUGAGAAGGACACGUGGAAGGUGAUAACCACGAUCAAGAGACCGAGAUAUCUGGCCAGUGUUACAUUCGAUGGAGCCAAGUACAUAACGAUCGAGGGUGGUCUUGACCGUUGUACCUCCAAGGACAUCAAGGCUAUGGAGAGAUUCGACACUCAGUUCCUGACGUGGGAGACGAUCUCACAGAGCGGUGACGAGUCUGUCGACACUGGAUGUGAUGAUGAGCAACAGCAGGCAAUGAUGAGACUCAAGACAAAGAAUAGGAUCCAAUUCUUCAACAGUUCAUUGUUUGAUGGCAGUCAGAUGAUCUAUUACACUGGAGUCAACAUUGACGAGCCACUUCCAAUUGUAUAUCGCUACAACAUCAGAACCAAGAGAAUGGAUCAAUUGGCAUCAAUGGCCCAUAUGAGAUUGUCCAACCAACUUGUAAUGGUGACCAAGUAA